Molecule: messenger RNA, 1907 nt
Organism: Chlorocebus sabaeus (green monkey)
Lineage: Eukaryota; Metazoa; Chordata; Mammalia; Primates; Cercopithecidae
Source: RefSeq, a predicted model, not a curated record
AUGGCAGACACCUGGAGCAAGAACGUUUACCCGAGAGGAGAAAGGAGUUUCACGGGAAGACAGGGCUUGGAGAGAGAUGAGGGAGGGAAACGGGGGCCGCCAUGCACCCUCAGCUCGGGGACUUUGGAGAGGGUCGGGGCUCAGUGGGAGCUGGAGGCCCAGGGCCCCGGCCAGUGCCCAGCCCCGCUGGGAGCCCCGGCCAGCACCACGGACGGCGCCCAGGAAGCCCGAGUCCCCCUGGACGGGGCCUUCUGGAUCCCGAGGCCCCCGGCAGGUUCGCCCAAGGGCUGCUUCGCUUGCGUGUCCAAGCCCCCCGCCCUGCAGGCUCCAGCGGCCCCUGCCCCUGAGCCCUCGGCCUCUCCCCCGAUGGCGCCCACACUGUUCCCCAUGGAGUCCAAGAGCAGCAAGACCGACAGCGUGCGGGCCACCGGCGCGCCCCCGGCCUGCAAGCACCUAGCCGAGAAGAAGACGAUGACCAACCCCACGACCGUCAUCGAGGUCUACCCGGACACCACCGAGGUGAACGACUAUUACCUAUGGUCCAUCUUCAACUUCGUCUACCUCAACUUCUGCUGCCUGGGCUUCAUCGCCUUGGCCUACUCCCUCAAAGUGAGUCCGGGUGGCGGCAGGGGGCAAGGGCGGGCUGGAGAGGUGGUGCCGGCAGGACGGUCCCUGGCUGGCGAGCUCAGCCCCUCUCCCUCUCAGGGGAGCACACGGGUAGAGCAGGUGCAGUUGAGGGGCCAAGGGUUCAAAGGACAGCGAGGGGUCCUGAUCGCGGGUCCCAGAGAGGUUGAGGUAGUGGCUAGGUCUGGGCGGGCAGGGAUCUGCCCUUCCCUCUCCUGAGCCAUCAGAGCCUGGCUUUCUGCUCAGCCAGCACAGCGGAACCUGCAGGAGGGGCUGGAGGUGGGCCAAGGGGGUCAGUGCUCGGGCUCAGGGGACAUGGGACAUAGACCUGGGCAACAGCCACUCCUCCGUGUACAGGGAUAGGGCCAGCAUGGGGCUGAAGAGGGCUUGGAAUCCUACCCUUGUGGAAAGGAAGAGCGGCCACCUUCUUAUCCAGCUCCUCACCCGGAGCCCAAGGGCAGGUGCUUACACAGCUCUGCCAGGCCAUGCGUGGAGACCAGUCCUGGGUGGCCAGGACAGCUCAGGGAAGAGGGGUGUAAACAGGUUCUACACCUCCCCAGCCCCCACCCUGAGAGGGCAUGACUUCCAGAAUCACCUCAGUGCUGCGAGAAGAGCUGACUGGUAGCAGAGCAGGUGCUGGGCAGACAUGACCCAGUCCCCCUGAGGUCAAGGUGGAGCGACAGGGAUGGAGGUGGUGGGAGGGAGGCUGUGAUGGGCUCACAGUGAGGGGGGCAGCCCUGUGUAAAUGUGUCUGGUGCUGGAGCCCUUCCUGGGGAAAGGAGCGUGAGGGCGAGGGCUGGCCCCGGUGCCCUCCUCCCCACCCCGAGGCACCGGAAGGAAGGGCUUGGCUCACGUUUAGCCUAAUCAUCACAUUUCCCCAGCCCAGACUUGAGUGGCCAAGGCCAGAUGUACUCCACCAGUGCAGCUGCCCUGCCGGGUGGGGGAGAAGACGGGGGAUGCGGGGAGGGAAGAGGCUGGGCAGAAGCUGGCUGAGGGAAAGGACGCCCGGCCAGCUUCGCCUCUGCUCCAUCCUUGAGCUGGAGCCCCACCCCGGCCGGCAUCGCAACUGCCGUCGGCUUUCGGGUCCUGCUCCUGACUCAUCAUCAUUGCCAACCCCCGGCAUUGCCCACUGGCACGGGCACCUUCAACCUCGGGCGUGCCGACCCAUCCCUGGGCUCUGACACAGGGGCCUGUGUGUGAGCCAGCACGUGCCAGUGUAUGCAUGUACUCAAGUGUAAUUGCAUAAAUGGGCGUGUACUGUGAGUGUAAUUGUAUGUGUGCAU